AAAGGAACAAUUAAUGAAGCCGAUUACCUGAGCCGUCAUCCUACCACCAUUCAACGAAAAACUACAAUCGAAGAAAAGAUUGCAGAUAAUUAUGUGAACUACAUCAUUAACAAUGCUGUACCAAAGUCAAUGACACUUCAAGAAAUCAAGGAAGCCACCUUGUCGGACACCAUUCUAAAGAAAGUUUUAGAAUGCUUGAAAUCGGGGAAAUGGGAGGAGGAUGUGGAACUGAAAGCUUACCAAAUGUGCGCGGAAGAACUAACAGCAACGAAAACAGGAGACCUUCUUCUCAAGGGCAGCAGAAUUGUUAUACCAAAAGCGCUACAAGACCGUGCGACGCAACUCGGACAUGUCGGACACCAAGGAAUAGAAAAGACUAAGGCGUUAUUGAGAGAAAAAAUAUGGUAUCCUGGGAUGGAUGGUAAAGUAAAGAUCCUCGUUGAAAACUGUGUUGCCUGCCAAGCUGUUGGUCCAAGUAAUCCUCCUGAACCUAUGAGAAUCACUCCUACAGCGACGGAGCCAUGGCAAAGCUUAGCAAUCGAUUUUUAUGGCCCUAUACCACACAGUGGACAAUACUUACUUGUCGUGACUGACACAUACUCUAAGUUUCCAGAAGUACAAAUUGUUACGUCAACUUCAGCGAAAGCCUGCAUUCCGAAGUUAGACUGCAUAUUUGCAACUCAUGGUAUACCGAAAAAGAUUAAAACUGAUAAUGGACCACCUUUUAAUGGAGAUGAUUUUAAAAGAUACAUGGCUGCCUUAGGAAUUGAGUGGAAAACAAGCACUCCGUUGUGGCCCCAAGGUAAUGGAAAUGCCGAAAGCGUGAUGAAGCCGUUAGGAAAAGUGAUAAAAACUUCUAUGUUAGAGGGAAAGAAUUGGAGACAAGAACUUCAAAGAUUUCUAUUAAAUUACCGCUCAACACCGCAUGCCACCACAAAGAUACCUCCAUGUGAACUAUUAUUUAAUCGAAAGGUGCAAGGAAGUCUACCCGAGCUGUCAACACAAAAUGUUGUAAACAAGCACCAAAAGGCCAAGGAAAACAUUGACAAGAAGAAGAUCAGUAAUAAGCAGUACUACGAUGCCAAGAAAAAUACCAAAACAUCCAAGAUCAAGGAAGGGGACAUUGUUAUCUGUAAACAGAAACCAAGCAACAAGUUAUCUCCAAGAUUCAAUCCCGAGCGAUUUACGAUCGUGGAGAGGAAAGGCGCAACAGCUACGGCACGAAAUGGCAGACGCACCAUCACCCGUAAUGUGACUCAUUUCAAAGUAGUCAAACCUGCAGACGAACAAAGUAGUGAUGAAGAGAAGUCAACUACCGUGGAAGAUGUACAGGACAGCAGGGUCGGAGAUGAUAUGCAGGACUUUAUAGAAGAAAGUCACCCGAUAUCAAGAAGAUCAACGAGAAAUCAACGACCUGUAAAUAGAUUUGGUCACUCAAUACCAUCGGGACUUAUUUCAUAG
Paramuricea clavata is the source of this 1461-nucleotide messenger RNA. NCBI's taxonomy places the organism in Eukaryota, Metazoa, Cnidaria, Anthozoa, Malacalcyonacea, Plexauridae. The record is from the annotation of a GenBank genome assembly.